Molecule: messenger RNA, 1290 nt
Organism: Clonostachys rhizophaga
Lineage: Eukaryota; Fungi; Ascomycota; Sordariomycetes; Hypocreales; Bionectriaceae
Source: the annotation of a GenBank genome assembly
AUGGCAUCUAGGCCUCUUCAAAUUGCCAUCAUAGGGGCUGGUCCUGCAGGCUGCACACUCGCUCGCCUUCUUCAGGUCUCUGAGCAAGCCAGCGCCGUCAAGGUGACCAUCUUUGAAAGAGAGGCCCAGCUUCAUGAUCGAGAUCAAGGCGGAACGCUAGAUCUCCACGACUCGACAGGCCUAGAGGCCUUGAGACGCGCUGAGCUCCUCCACACUGACGAGUUCCGGGCUAUCGCUCGCCAUGAUGGCGAUGCUAUCGUUCUCUGUGACAAAAACAUGCGCAGGUGGAUCGACAUUGCCAGCAGCUCGGACGGCGGAUGGCUCGCCCAAGGCAAACCUGAAGUUGAUCGGUUGCAGCUGCGCCAGUUGCUUCUGAAUAGCUUGGUUGGAAACGUCGUGGUCUGGAAUAAGCGAGUCAGUAAGGUUGAACUUGCUCCAGACACAAGUUCCACCUUGUAUUUCGAGGACGGCUCGUCAAAGUCCGGAUUCGACUUGGUCAUCGGCGCAGAUGGCGCCUACAGCAUGGUUCGCCCCCUGAUCACUCCUCAAAAGCCAUUUUACAGCGGAGUUGGGGGUUGGAACAUGCUCUGCCAUAGAGCUGACAUUCUUCGCCCGCUCAUGAACAAGAUGAUCAAUCGCGGUAGCCUGUUUGCAUUCUCGGAUGGCAAAGUCGUCAUGGGUCAGCAAUUGGGCACAGGCUCAAUUUACAUCAGUAUGUGGGGUCUCAAACCCGAAAACUGGGUGUCAACUUCAGGCUACGACGUCAAAGACCCAAAACAAGUCAAGCAGGCUCUCCUAGAAGAAUUCAAGGGCUGGGCCCCUGAGCUCCGAGAGUUGCUCGCGUCUUUUGAUGAAACGCAAGUGUGGCCCCGUAGCCUUGUUAUGCUACCAACAGGCCUCUCUUGGGACUCCAAGCCAGGACUCACAAUAAUGGGCGAUGCUGCUCACGUCAUGUGUCCUUUCGUUGGUGAAGGAGUGAAUGCCGCUAUGGCUGAUGCUAUGGAACUCGCUGAUGCGAUCAAGGAUACAAUUAAGAGCGGCUGGAGUAGGGAGCUACUUGCGCGAAAUGUCGAAAAGUACGAACAUGGAAUGCGCAAGCGGACUCUCCGCGCUUCUUCCAUGACGGAAGACAUCAUGAAGCUGAUGCUUUUCACCCCAGGCGCCCCUACCACUACAAUCGAACGGUAUUUUGUUAGAGCAACAAGCGAUGAUCUUCCUUUCUUACUCCGGCCAGUUUGGAAAUUUCUGGUCAAUUUCUACUACUUUGCAUUUAAAGCCUUUUUCAAGUAA